AAAAAGAAAUUAAACGACUUGUUCAUCUCUUUCUGCAGUGAGUAAAAAAAAAACAAAGCAAAGGGACGAAAUGGCGGCGGCGAAAGCAACGGCGGUGGUUUUGCCACGGCCGGUAACGUUUGUGACCGGAAACGCAAAGAAGCUCGAAGAGGUCAAAGCCAUCAUCGGAAAUUCCAUUCCUUUCAAGUCUCUCAAACUCGACCUGCCUGAGCUGCAAGGUGAGCCUGAGGAUAUCUCCAAAGAGAAGGCUCGUUUGGCUGCUCUUCAGGUGAAUGGGCCAGUUCUAGUGGAGGAUACAUGCCUCUGUUUCAAUGCUUUGAAGGGUCUUCCUGGGCCAUACAUCAAGUGGUUUCUUGAGAAGCUUGGUCAUGAAGGUCUGAACAACUUACUGAUGGCCUAUGAGGAUAAAUCUGCAUAUGCAUUGUGUGCAUUCUCUUUCUCGCAUGGUCCUGGUGCUGAACCUCUUACAUUUUUGGGGAAAACUCCGGGUAAGAUAGUUCCAGCAAGAGGACCGACUGAUUUUGGGUGGGAUCCAGUGUUUCAACCGGAUGGAUAUGACCAAACUUAUGCAGAAAUGGCAAAGGAAGAAAAGAACAAGAUAUCUCAUAGGUACAAGUCUUUAGCAAUGUUAAAAUCUCACUUCAAGGAGGCUGGCUAUGUGUUCCAGACAACAGAUGGUGAUACCGUUUAAAAGAGAACUGAUUUGAGCAUUGAUUCUUGUUCCCUCUUCUAAGCUCUUUUGGUUGUAUCGUUCAUGAUGUUCUUUAUAUUCCCCGAUGGUGAGACUUGUAUGACGAAUCUGAUAAACCUUAUUCGACCAAAAGGAUAAAACAAAAUAUUGAA
Molecule: messenger RNA, 843 nt
Organism: Eutrema salsugineum
Lineage: Eukaryota; Viridiplantae; Streptophyta; Magnoliopsida; Brassicales; Brassicaceae
Product: inosine triphosphate pyrophosphatase
Exons: 8
Coding region: 71-691 (206 amino acids)
Biological process (GO): nucleoside triphosphate catabolic process
Cellular component (GO): cytoplasm
Molecular function (GO): nucleoside triphosphate diphosphatase activity
Source: RefSeq, a predicted model, not a curated record